AUGCCAGUCUUGUCAAAAUUUGAGAACUUGAUACAUGCACCGGCGGUUGAGCUGCGUAACAUCAAGACCCCUUACCCGUUUCAUUCUUGGGCAUUUGAUUUGGUAGGUCCUAUAACGCAGCAAUCCAAAAGCCACAGAUGGAUACUUGUAGGAACUGAAGUUAGCACCAAGUGGGUAGAGGCCAUACCAAUGAGGAAAGAAGACAGAAUAGGAGUGGCCAACUUCAUCAAGGAAAACAUCAUCUAUAGGUUUGGCAUACCCAAAGUGAUGUUGUCCGAUAAUGGAAGUCCCUUCGUAAAUCGCCGUGUGGGAAGAUUGCUGGAUACCUACCAAAUCAAGCACCACAAGUCUACUCCAUACUAUCUUCAAGGGAAUCGACAAAUUGAGGCAACCAACCAAACCUUCAUCUGA
Messenger RNA from Camellia sinensis, 411 nucleotides. Lineage: Eukaryota; Viridiplantae; Streptophyta; Magnoliopsida; Ericales; Theaceae. The record is from RefSeq and is a predicted model, not a curated record.